Messenger RNA from Cuscuta campestris, 1500 nucleotides. NCBI's taxonomy places the organism in Eukaryota, Viridiplantae, Streptophyta, Magnoliopsida, Solanales, Convolvulaceae. The record is from the annotation of a GenBank genome assembly.
CGCAAUGGCGGGUAUGGACGGAUUCAGUUUUGACGCUCACACCGGAAACAGGAGUAGUUCCGAGACUCCGGUUGUGAACGUUUCGGCUGGAUUGGGUGGCUCUGUGGGGCAGACCACUCCGAUCAACAUUCCUUUCGGAUCGAGUGCGGCCAUGGGCUCCACUCCGAUCACCACCUUCAUUGGAUCGAGCGCGACUAUUGGGUCCGCUCCGGUCACCUCGGUUAUUGGACCAACCGCGGCUACGGCCGCAAUGGUCACCCCACUCGGACCGAAUAUGGCUUCGGCCAUACCGGUCAUUCCCUCACUUGGACCGAACACGGGUGUCUUCACAUCCUCACCGGUCGGACAUCCUACUGUUAUGCUGCCUGCGAACUCUGUCAAAGAACCGGCAAAGUUCAUAGGUGUUGGUUUUAAAAUAUGGCAGCAAAGGAUGUUAUUUUGGCUGACCACCCUCAACCUUGCGAGGGCUGCAUCCGCAAAGGAGUUAUGGACUACACUUUCCAACAAAUACCAAGCCGAGGACGCCGGUGCGAAGAAAUUCGUUGUCGGUAAGGUCUUGGAUUUUAAGAUGGUGGAUUCCAAACCCGUGGUCAGUCAAGCUGAAGAAUUGAUUCUCAUUUUUAAUGAGUGCACUGACGAGGGAAUGGGAGUCAGUGAGGCAUUCCAAGUGGCGACGAUUAUUCAUGUGCUCCCGCCGGCUUGGGAUGAGUUCCGGAGCUAUCUCAAGCUCAAACGGAAAGAAAUGACUAUAGAACAGUUGCUUGUUCGUCUCCGGAUCCGUGAAGAGGGUCUCACUCGCGAGAAGAAAGUAGCUGUUGCUAAGGCCAAUGUGGUGGAGCAUCCACCCAAAGAGGGUUCUUCCAAAAAGCCCAAGCUAAAUAAGGAAAAGAAUAAAAUUGGUCCUAAAGGAGGCGUCGCGAAGCCCAAGUUCGCGGGGAAAUGCUACACCUGUGGCAUUACGGGCCACCGUUCUUCAGAGUGCCGCAAGAAGCCUGAGAAGAAGAAGCAGAAGAAGGAAGAAGCUCUCUGCUCAGAGCUAGAUGCAAUAGAUCUUUGUGCUGUCGUGACAGAGGAUAAAGCGAGGUCACUGUGGGGGCGGUACCGGAACCUUCGGUCAGUCCCUUCUGUUCCUGUUGAAGACAGUGACUCCCGAAAAUGAUGAGCCUAGGGCCAAAAAUAAGAGUGUGUAAAAUACAACCUUUUGUUUGUUGUUAUUUUCCUUCUUUUAAACCUUUUAAUAAACAAAUAAAACCUUCUCUCCCUUCCUCUAAAUCCCUGGCCAAAUAUCCCUCACAAUCCCAACACAACAUCAACAAGGAGCCAAAAACCAUGACCCACAACCAGCCAUAUAUCCUGCCCAUAUUCCCCUUACAAUAUCCCAAACCCAUAAAUCCAAAAUCACAUUAUUCCCUUCCCCUUCCCCUUCACCCUUGGCCAAGAAUCCCUGCCCACAAUCCAUGUCACAGCCCCCACAAUUGUUCCCCAUUAUACUCUCCAUUA